AUGGACCAAGGAGGCGAGGCUAACACUGUUCCUCCUCCCCAAACAGACCGCGAGAUCUUCCGCGUCCGCGAUGAGCUGGCCGCCGCCGAGGGCCCAGGCGUCACCUUCUACGACUUCCUCGGCGUCCCGCCCUCGGCCUCGAUGGACGACAUCAACAAGGCCUACCGCAAGAAGUCGCGCGCCCUGCACCCGGACAAGGUCAAGAGCAACCUCGCCGCCGAGCGCGCCAAGGCCAAGAAGGCGGCCGCCGCAGCGGCAGGGGGAGGCAAGAAGAAGAAGGCCGGCGCCACCGUCGCCAAGGCCCCGACCCAGGCCGAGGUCCGCGCCGCCAUCAAGCGCGCCUCGGAGCAGCAGGCCCGCCUCAGCAUCGUCGCCAACGUGCUCCGCGGGCCCGGCCGCGACACCUACGACCACUUCCUGCGCAGCGGCUUCCCCGUCUGGAAGGGCACGGGCUACUACUACAACCGCUACCGGCCGGGGCUCGGCACCGUCAUGUUCGGCCUGUUCCUCUUCGUCGGCGGCGGCGCCCACUACCUCGCCCUGUACAUGGGCUGGAAGCGCCAGCGCGAGUUCGUCGAGCGCUACAUCCGGUUUGCGCGCCACGCCGCGUGGGGGGACAACCUGGGCGCCAACAUCCCGGGCAUCGGCGAGGCGGCCGCCGCCCCGGCCCCGCCGCCGGCCCCUCAGCAGCAGGCGUAUGCCGACGAGGACGGCCGGCCCGUCGCGCUGAACCGCAAGCAGCGGCGCAUGCAGGAGAGGGAGGACAAGCGCGAGGCCAAGAGCGGCAACGGCGGGCGCAAGGGACGCAGAGGCGCCCCCGGCAGCGGUGCGGGCAGCGGCACCGCGACCCCGACGCAGCAGGCGCUGCAGGGCGCCGGCCCCACGGGCGCCAAGAAGCGGGUCGUUGCUGAGAACGGCAAGAUCCUCGUCGUCGACUCGCUGGGCGAUGUGUACCUCGAGCAGGAGGACGAGGACGGCAACGUUGGCGAGUUCUUGCUUGACAAUGCUAACAUGAUCAACCACCACGCACAGCCCAACGAACUGGCUCGCCCGACCAUUCGCGACACUGCCCUCGUCCGCCUGCCCGUCUGGGCCUACGGCGCCACCGUCGGCCGCGUCCUCGGCCCCAAGCGAGCCGACGAGGACGACGAGGAACUCGAAGAGGAAGUCGACGAUGACUCGUCGGAGCCCGGCAAGGCUGUGGCCACGCCGAGCACCGACUCGGCGGCCGAAGACUUUGAGAUGCUGGACAGGUCGACCGACUCGCUGGGCCAGGCCAAGACGACGGGCAGCCAGGCGCAGGGCGGGCGCAGCAAGGGGAACAAGCGCAAGGGCAAGAAGAAGUAA
Thyridium curvatum is the source of this 1347-nucleotide messenger RNA. RefSeq lists its product as uncharacterized. Lineage: Eukaryota; Fungi; Ascomycota; Sordariomycetes; Thyridiales; Thyridiaceae. The transcript has 3 exons. The record is from RefSeq and is a predicted model, not a curated record. Gene Ontology annotation, cellular component: endomembrane system. The coding region runs from base 1 to 1347 and encodes 448 amino acids.